This is a messenger RNA of Varanus komodoensis (Komodo dragon), 954 nucleotides long. RefSeq names its product olfactory receptor 5V1-like. Gene Ontology annotation, cellular component: membrane. Lineage: Eukaryota; Metazoa; Chordata; Lepidosauria; Squamata; Varanidae. Bases 1 to 954 code for a protein of 317 amino acids. The transcript has a single exon. Gene Ontology annotation, biological process: G protein-coupled receptor signaling pathway. The record is from RefSeq and is a predicted model, not a curated record. Gene Ontology annotation, molecular function: olfactory receptor activity; G protein-coupled receptor activity.
AUGAACUUCUCUUCUUCUGAGAAUCAGACAUCUGUCAUGGAAUUCAUUUUCUUGGGAUUUAGGAAUAUUAAAGAAGGGAGAAGCGUUCUCACCAUCCUCUUUCUCACAAUGUAUGUCAUCUGCUUCUUGGGAAAUUCACUCAUAAUCACUGUGUCUGUGUUAAAUCAGUCUCUGCACACUCCCAUGUAUUUCUUUCUCAGAAACCUAUCUUUUCUUGAUAUCAGUUACAUCUCUGUGACUGUACCAAAAAUGUUGGCAGACCUUUGGAUUCCCUGUCCAGGCAUUUCUUUCAUGGGCUGUGCUGCUCAGUUGUAUUUUCUUGUUGCCUUAGUGGGCACCGAGGGGUUUCUUUUGGCCUCUAUGGCUCUGGACCGCUACUUUGCUAUAAGUCGUCCACUGGUUUACGGCAGACUCAUGAAUGAAUGGACUUGUCUCCUGCUGGCUGCCACAUCCUGGACUUGUGGUUUCCUCAAUGCUUCUCUCCACACAGCACUUACAUUCCAACUGUCCUUUUGUCGCUCUCAUGGGAUCAACCAUUUUUUCUGUGACAUUCCUCCCUUGCUGAGUAUUUCCUGCUCUGACACAACAAGGAAUGAAAUUGCCCUUUUCAUACUGGGUGUGUUUGUAGGACUUAUUCCUUUCUUCUUCAUUCUGAUCUCCUAUGCUUUUAUACUUCAUGCCAUUGUAAGCAACUGGGAAAAAGGACAGCAACACAGGGGCUUUUCCACCUGUGCAUCUCACCUCACAGUAGUGAUUUUGUUCUAUGGGUCAGCCGCUUUCACAUACUUCCGUCCAACCUCAAGCUAUUCACUGGAAAAGGACCAGCUUGUGGGGAUUCUAUACAACAUCUUAACACCAACACUCAAUCCAAUUAUCUACAGCCUACGGAACAAAGAAGUGAAAAUGGCAGUGAAGAAGCUGAUAAGUGAGAAGAUUUUUGUUCACAGAAUUUAG